UGCUGAGAAGAAACUGGCACCCCACAGAGCAGUGAGAAUAGGGCCGAGUCAUUUUGGAGGGAGAGAAAGAGGGGGUGGCUUGGGUCCUAGGCCUAAGCGGCUUUUGGUGUGGAGGGCAGAGUUGGGAGUUUGGCGGGGGGAGGUGGCAGUUUCAGCUUAAUUUCAUCUGGUUCUCUUCCUGCAUUUCCCUGGAGUUCAGAGGGGACCUAAUUAACUGACAGCUGGGCUGACUGCCAAGCUGGGGGUGGGGGUCAGUUCCUGGGAGUGCUCAGUGUCUCCCCCACCACUACCACCUCAGCGUUCAGCUUGGCUCAUGUACCAAGGAGGGCAACUUUGUUUUUAAGAGGCCUGGGUAAGAGUUGCACAGCCUGAGAGGGACUGCCAGAAGGGCCCAGACCAGGCCCCCGGGGGCCUGGGGCUCUGCUCCACACCUAGACUUCUGAGUGAGGUCGGCGGUGCCUGUGGGGCUGCAGCUCAGCCCUCCACUGCAGCUGGAUCUGGUUUCUUUGGACCCCUUGAGCUGACCUCCGCUGGGCGGGGUUGCAUGGGUGCCAUACCCCAUGGGUCAUCUUCUGUAGCCAGCUUCGUUUCCUGAGAUCCGCCGCCGGAGACCAACCCCUGCCAUGCUGUUCCGGCUCUCAGAGCACUCCUCUCCAGAGGAGGAGGCCUCCCCCCACCAGAGAGCUUCAGGAGAGGGGCACCACCUCAAGUCGAAGAGACCCAACCCCUGUGCCUACACGCCUCCUUCACUGAAAGCCGUGCAGCGCAUUGCUGAGUCUCACCUGCAGUCCAUCAGCAACCUGAGCGAGAACCAGGCUUCGGAGGAAGAGGAUGAGCUGGGGGAGCUGCGGGAGCUGGGCUACCCGAGAGAAGACGAGGAGGAGGACUAUGAUGAUGAAGAGGAGGAGGAGGAGGAGGAGGAUAGCCAGGCUGAAGUCCUGAAGGGCAGCAGGGGGUUUGCUGGGCAAAAGACAGCUUGUGGGCAGGGUCUGGAGGGGCCCUGGGAGCGUCCACCCCCUCUGGAUAAGCCCCAGAGAGAUGGAAGCUCUGAGGACCAAGUGGAAGACCGGGCACUAACUGAGCCCCAAGAGGUGCCACAGGGUCCUGCCCACCCUGAGCCUGGCACUUAGGCACCCAGCCCUGCAUCUCCCAGAUGGAAGUGGAGGGGGCAUCGCUGUUCCCCAGAAACCCACUCUGUCCCCACCCUAUUUUGUACCCUUCCCCUCACUCGCUAGGGCUGUGGCUUCUGACUUCUAGAAGACUAAGGCUGAUCUGUGUUUGCUUGUUUGCCCACCUUUGGCUGAUGCCCGGAUUCCCUGGGCACUUGCUGCCUGAUGCCUACCCCUGCCAGCCAUUCCCCCCUUUCACCCAGUGGGAAGUGGGAUUUGAGAAAGCUUGCAUUGGAAAAGCCAGUAUAAACAGGGGACAAAGUUUCCUCCUUCAAAUUCUACUCCCCAGACCCUCUCCCCUGGGCACAGGAAACCCACAGGGCAGGACCCUAAGAUCUGGGGAAAGGGGGUACUGAGAAUCUGCAGGUGCCCUUAGAUCCUUCUCCAUCUCCUUUCCCAUGGGGGAUUCCAAGUUACCACCGCUCUCACUGGCUUCUGCCAGGGCCCAGGAUUCAGGAAUCCUUCUCCACAGCCUCAACAUUUCGGAAAUCUUCCCCUUUAUCACUCCUGCUCCCCAGCCUGGGUGCCUGGACGAUGGUCAGGCAGAGGCUGCUGUGUUGCGUUUUGUUUGUGCUUUGAUGCCAGGAAUGCCGCCUAGGAUAUGUCCUUAGUGGGGCACAUGGUGGAGGAGCCCAGGUUCUCCUGGUACUCCAGCUGCUCUGCCCCCUUCCCCUCUUCUCUGACUCCAGGCCUGAACCGCUCUGUGCUGUAAUAAAUCUUUGUAAAUAGUU
Molecule: messenger RNA, 1900 nt
Organism: Manis pentadactyla (Chinese pangolin)
Lineage: Eukaryota; Metazoa; Chordata; Mammalia; Pholidota; Manidae
Gene: PPP1R1B
Product: protein phosphatase 1 regulatory inhibitor subunit 1B
Exons: 7
Coding region: 624-1130 (168 amino acids)
Biological process (GO): intracellular signal transduction
Cellular component (GO): cytoplasm
Molecular function (GO): protein phosphatase inhibitor activity
Source: RefSeq, a predicted model, not a curated record